AACAAUAAUUAAAGCGACGUGUGUGUAUUGCCAGGAUAUUUCUUUAAUUAUUUUUACCUGAUGCAUACUUCUUGAAGUUUUAUAGAACAUAGUUGUUUUGCAAUAACUGUUUCCUGUUCAAUCCAUAUUUGGUACAGUUGUAGGAAAUAUUCAAUAUUCAAUUUAAAUGGCGAAACUCACGUAUGUGUAUCGGUCGGACGAGAUGAAUUGUGUCAAAGUUUCGAAGAGGCAGCUACCAUUGAUAGGAGGAGAAAAUUUGAUGAUGUUAAUGGAUUUGAACACUAAAGGCCUCAUAUUUGAUCAUUCGCCUGUGAUCGGAUUAGAAUUAGAGGAAUUUACGAAAAAAUAUAGGCUCUUAUCUCCAGCAGAACUACGAUUGUCGCUCAAUGUACCUACUAUAGAAUUUACUGCGAUGUUAAGUCAAAAUGUGCCUUGUGUUGGAUGUAGAAGAAGUGUUGAACGACUUUUCUAUCAGUUAAUGCUUUCCGGACAUCCAACGCUCGAUCCAAUCGUUAUUACGAAUAAAGGCAUUUUAACAAUAAGUGACGAUAAAAUGAAAUCGCCACAGUCAGUGUGUACAUUAUUUCAUAAACAUAGAGCGUUACUUGAAGGACUGGUAGACAAUCAAUUCCGGAACAGAAAAAGCUCACGUUGUAGUCUACAUUCAUUGGACUCGUUUCGUUUACGUCCAUUUUCUGAAACAUGGAGAGAUGUAUGGAAUUGUAUGAAACAACAAUGUAAAGAUGAAAUAGCUGUAAUCGAAGCGUCCGAACUACAUACUACGCUUAACAGUUACUUAAAAAAGCAUAAAUUCUGUCAAGAAUGUCGCACUAAGGUCGAAAAGGCAUACUCUUUACUUGUAGAAGAAAGCAAUCCCGCAAAAGAAAAAGGCUAUGUUGCGCAUUUAUAUUCCGGAAUAAAGCGUUGUCUAACAGAUAAGCAUAUCCACCUCCAAACUAAGUUCGAGUACAUCGAUGGAUUGAUUACCCGAGCAGAGCCAGAGUUGAGUGGCAGAAAUUCGAAACAUCGGGAGCGACACGCGAAAACACUUGAAAUAGCUCAAGAAGAAGUCCUUACAUGCAUAGGAAUGUGCCUUUAUGAAAGGCUGAGACGUAUCAAUGUGUGUUUACGUGAAGAAGAAAAUGCGUGUCAGGUGCUAGCGGCUGUAGCAGUUCAUGCUCUGUGUCGAAGCUUUGAUAUGGCAGUUGAAAACAAGCAAGGAAUAAGCAAUCUAGAAUUGUUGUAUCAAGAAAUAAGUCGGGAAGAACGUUCAAGGGAACAAAAGAAGGAACAGAAAAAGUUGAAAAAACGCAAGAAGCGCAACGAGAAAAAACGUUCCGAAAAUGGUUUGACGAUUUUUGAAAAAUGUGAAAAAAGCAAAUGUUUAUGCUCAACGGAUGAUUUUGAAAAUACUGGAUUCGGCACAGUAGAUCGCCUAGUGGAAUGUGAUAAUAGAAUUAUCAAUGCAAACGUAGGUCGUCACGAAAAUCCUCCAAGAUAUGAAACUACAUGCAAUUCAUGCGAGGAAGCCGUACAUUCAAGACAGACUACCGCCGUAUUUACCUUACCUUCCAUCGAUGGUGGCUAUUCUUCAGAACCUCAGAAUACGGAAUCGUCAAAUGUAUCUGAUUCAAUAACUUCUAGUCUUGUUAGUACUCCUGAAGGGUCCGAAAUUGCAUGCUCAGAAGGAUUUUGUAAUCAUGAUAGUGUGCUACACUCCAGAGAAUCUACUACUACGUAUAACGGUAAAGGCAUUAGAAGAACUAUGCCCCAGAAGAUGAAGACUUCACCAAAGUUCACGAUGACGUUACAGGAAAUGUUGGAUAAAUCUUCCGUUGAUGAUGAUGAUGGAGAAAUACAUUCGAUCCCCCAGGAAUGUAUUAUGGAAUUUAAAUUACGCAGCAAUGUUAUCAAGCAGCAGAGAGAAGCUCUACGACAACAACUACUAAGCAAUUUCAAGCGAUUAUGUAUCAGCCACUGUAUGAAAGAAAAUCAGAAGAAUUAAAAAUGUAGGCGCAAUAUUGCGUUUAUUGUAAUAGUUGGUUUUAUAUAAUUGACUAUUUGAAGUAAUAUAUAGAAAUGAAAACCA
Messenger RNA from Toxorhynchites rutilus septentrionalis, 2089 nucleotides. Its product is annotated as gametogenetin-binding protein 2-like. The coding region runs from base 167 to 2005 and encodes 612 amino acids. Gene Ontology annotation, cellular component: nucleus; cytoplasm. The transcript has 5 exons. The record is from RefSeq and is a predicted model, not a curated record. Lineage: Eukaryota; Metazoa; Arthropoda; Insecta; Diptera; Culicidae.